This is a messenger RNA of Sclerotinia sclerotiorum 1980 UF-70, 342 nucleotides long. RefSeq lists its product with no specific name. The coding region runs from base 1 to 342 and encodes 113 amino acids. The record is from RefSeq and is a predicted model, not a curated record. The transcript is spliced from 2 exons. NCBI's taxonomy places the organism in Eukaryota, Fungi, Ascomycota, Leotiomycetes, Helotiales, Sclerotiniaceae.
AUGGCUGAAGCCGAAAACUUUGAGGAAGAUCUCUUCGCUGAUUUGUAUACCGAAGACGACAACGCCGCAAAUCCAGCAGAGGCAGUACCUGAACCUAUUGCCCAACCUUCAGCCCCUGCUACAGAAUUAAAAGCUGAAGUGAAACCCGAACAAGAUAUUGAACAGAAUCCACAAGACGGGGAUGGAGAUGGAGAUCAGCAGAUGUAUAACGGUGAACAAGACAUGGAUGAUGAAAUAGAUUUCAAUUUGGGAAGCGGGAAUGAUAAUGGGAAUGGCACUGGUUAUGAUGCUCCUUCAACUAGAGAUGAAGCACAGGGACCGGGUAUCAAGGAAGAUGGGUAA